CUCUCGCCGACAGGAAUAUUAGUGCAGGAUGAAUUCAAAUAUACCUCCAUCACAAACACCCAGAUACCUCUUCAUCUAAGUGUCAUCGAACCUUUGUUGAAAGUUUCGAGCGACUUACCAUCUUCGGCCCAAAUUUCAGUUCCAUUGGACGACACUCUCCAAAUGAAGCUGAUUAGCAUUGCUUCCACGACAGCUUUGGCGGGCCUUUUGUUGUUGGUGCCUGCUGCAUAUGGGGAUCGACAUCAAUGUAGUUAUGGAAAAGCAUUUUCCAUCUCAGAAAUUCAAAAUAAACUUGAAUAUGGCAAUUUUGUAGAUGCUAGACCUGGCGACCCUACAGAUCCCGACGGCAUAAAAUUUUACGCAAUGCGAUUUGACAUGAUGCCAGUACUUGGAGUGACUAUUACAUAUUUAAUCCAAAUCGUUUACGAACCUCCAUACUAUCGAUUCUAUGAGAAAACCUCAUCAGGAUGA
This is a messenger RNA of Blumeria graminis f. sp. triticale, 471 nucleotides long. NCBI's taxonomy places the organism in Eukaryota, Fungi, Ascomycota, Leotiomycetes, Helotiales, Erysiphaceae. The record is from the annotation of a GenBank genome assembly.